AUGGUGACACCAACUCUCAAGGCCAUCCACCACAGGGCUGAUACUUCGCCGCUGGAAAUGGAUAUUCUACCUUAUGUCAGAGAACGUGACUCUACCUCCGCGGUUCUGGCAAAGCAAUACAACGACCUUCAACAGACUUGGAACGACUUGUCAGAGGUACAGAGCAAAACUCUCCACAUAUCGCGCGACAAUGUUGCCAUGACAUCAGAGCUUCUGGAGCUGGCCGAGGCGGCGAAUCACAGAAAAUUUGGCACUUCCACAGGUUCUGAGCUGGAAAUGGAGAUGGAGCAGGCCAGACAGGAAGUCAAAGAGAGCAGACAGAGAUGGAAAGUCAUCAAAGGCACCUUAAGCGCAGUUAUAGUUGGGAGCGGUAUCGCCUGGGCUCAAGACCAGGACCUUCUAGAAAUGGUUCUUGAUCCUGAAGAGAAUGAAUAG
This is a messenger RNA of Scedosporium apiospermum, 435 nucleotides long. RefSeq lists its product as uncharacterized. Bases 1 to 435 code for a protein of 144 amino acids. The transcript is spliced from 2 exons. The record is from RefSeq and is a predicted model, not a curated record. Gene Ontology annotation, biological process: kinetochore assembly. Gene Ontology annotation, cellular component: kinetochore. Lineage: Eukaryota; Fungi; Ascomycota; Sordariomycetes; Microascales; Microascaceae.